AUGACGACUUCCCAUCAGGUUGCAAGUCUAUUGGGUAAACCGUGAAUCGAAAGACCUUUAAAAGCUGAUUAUUUCAUUUCAGACUUGAUAAUGAGUUUGCUGGACACAGCUACCACAUAUCAGAAUCAGGAUAAUGUGCGAAACGAGGUAGCCGAAUCGUUAAAGGUCAUCGGUGCUCAUCAACCGAAUGUUUUGCUCACAGCCUGUCAUCAGUUCCUUCUACAGAAUCCGAAAGUAAGCCUUGGCUAUCUAACCUCUGCUGAAAAUCAAACUGUUCAGCUGGGAGCCCUAAAAAGAGCUUUUGUGCUUCAAUCGAUCUCAAUCUGUGUCGAUGACUCCGACGUAGUUCCGAAGUUGGACGAACAGCUCGUGAUGCUCGUUAUAAAUCUGGCGACUCAAGAAAUGAACAUGACCAAAGACGCAGAUACGGAAUGGGCCGAAUCUGCAAUGGAAGUGCUCGUGACUCUAGCCAAGAAUCACAGGUUCGUGAGCCACGUCAUCGACGCCAUUCUCCAGAAAUUCCCGCCAGGACAAACGACGAGUCCACAUCGCUAUAUAGUCCUCACAAUGGCCACGAUUGCUGUGCACAAUCGUAAGUAUCUACUCAUUGUGUUUUCUUUUCUCAUUUUAAAUUCAGCAUUCGGUUUGGUGCCAUUCCUGACAGACAUCCUCUCACGGACUGUUCCUCUGCUCACACACGUCAAAACGGAUCCGUUGAGGUGAUUUGAAAUACAACAACUGCUCAAACUCAUUUUUGACAUUCAGGUGCGCCUGGGCUCGAGCAAUCUGCUCAUUUUGUGAGGCAGUUCGUGAGUGUGAAACGGAACGACCAAACGAAGCGUCGGAGGAAUUCAUCGGAGAUCACAGCCGGCCCAAUUCGGCAUCCGGUCACUGUCAAGAAGUAUCCAAUCGAGCCACGUAUUCCGAUCAGACAGAGGCUGUUUAUGAUGUUGUUUUUAGCUGGAUAUACAGCAAAGAUGCCAAAGUAUGUGUUCAUUCUUCAUGUGUGAAAACUACGUUGUUUCAGACGAGAGGAGAGGCGGCAGAGUGUGUUGGAGAGUUGUGUCUGAUGAUAAAGCAGAGCCGUCUCGUUGAAGACGUCAAGAAAAUCGUGACGAAUAUGCUCCCGCUGUACCGUAAAUCAUACAAUGAAUCGCACAUGAUUACCCAAGGAAUUUGUCGGUUUCUCGAGGCCGCCUGUGUUGACGAGACGUGUCCUUUGGAGCCAUAUCUUGAAGACAUUCUGAAUGCUCUUUUCCCGAAUGCUUGUCUGGAUCCGGACGACACGACCGUCACCCUUGGCACUCACGCGAUCAAGAACCAUUCAGAGGCAUUCCGAUGUUUUGACGUAGCUGCCACGAGAUUCGCAGAUCGAAUUGUCUAUUAUCUGCUGCACAAAAUGCAAAAUGUUGCCGAUUCUCAAAAGUUGGGAGCCAUAAACGUCCUCAGACACCUUCUGAAUGCUACUGGACAGCACAUGGAAGACAAGCGAUCACUGCUGACGAUGGGCUUGAAGAAGCUGUUGGCAGCAGAAAACACGACGAGUGUUCGGGUUAGUCGCGUGAAUCCAAAGAGCCAGUUUUUAUCACUUUCAAGUCUCAGGUCAAACGAGCAAUAGUACAGCUCUGCGUCGCUCUUGCCGAUCAUUCGUACGUGGAUGCGGAAGGAGGGGACUACGUCAUCGCUUUUCUCGUUCGGAAUCUCGUCGGACCGACAGAACAGGAAGCAGUGGCGAAGAAGUUGGAGCUCGACGUCGCUGGAUGGAAUCAACUGAGAACGCAGUGCGCACAGGCACUCUACACCAUCGCAAACACGUGCGUCUGUGCCACGAGACUCCUCUGGCCAUAUCUUCUUGAGUUCAUUUGCUGCGAACGGUACACUCCGGUCGUCGGGGACAUCUGCAAAUGCCUUCGGACUCUGGUCAAUCGAGAGAUCGACGCGGGGCACGAGAUGGAUUUCACGACUGGAUUCGAUAACCGUGCGUUGCAGACUGAACGAUCCUUCCGUAAUACUCUGUUUUCAGCGAAAGUGGCGGGCCGUCAUGCUGUUUUUGCUCGUCUCUUCACUUCUUUCUGCAAUGCUCCAUUGAACGGACUGCUCACAAGACGGUCAAGGUAAAAGAACACGGAAAGACAGGAUCGGCAAGAUUGAUUUCAGAGAAGCUGGUGGCCUGAUAAAGGCCCUCGCUCCGUGGUUCCAUCAUUCAAUCGAAGGACCAGCCGAACGAUGGACCGAGAAGUUGGAACCACUUCUAGACGGUAAGUCGAUCUGUCCGUUAUCCGGAAAUGCAUUCCCUUUUCAGAACUGUCAACAACUUCCCUUUCGAACAUGGACUCCGCGCCGGCAGAACUCCGUGGCAGAAAAAUUGCCAGGUAAGAAGUCAGUUUCUUUCUCGCCCCGCAAUUCAUUUCCAGAUGGCACGAAGCAUGUCUCGAGUGGCUUUCCCUUUGCGUUUCUGCUGUUCCAGAAGGAGAAUGGCGGCAAGAUGUAGCUGCAGCGAUGGGAAAACAGCUGGACAUGUACAAAGAACUCAGCGACGAGAAGUCGUUCCUCCUCAGAUGCCUCGGAGUCACUCUGAGCAAGAUCACCGCAAAGCAGUUCGUGAUCGAUCACAUGAUGCUCAUGUUCAAAUCGGCCAGCCAUUCCGUGCUCACCGAACGGCAAGGAUGUGCUCGAGGAGUCGGCGCGAUCGCCGCAUCUCACAUGGAUCUCGUGCUUGUUGAGCUCGAAAAUGUCAGCAAAUGGGAGCACGCACGUAAGAGCACAGGACUAUUCGGAUUCAUAAAAGACACGAUGCCAAUACGGCAGUAUCCGGAUCAAGAAAUGAUAAAUCUGCGAGCAACUCUCAUGCUCUGUUACGGUCAUGUCGUGAUGGCGUGCAGUUUGGAUACAGUCACUCAACGUCUCCAGAACACCAUCAUUGUCUUCCUUCGGAAUUAUUUCGCAAAUUCCAAGCAAGAAACGAUUGUGAGAGAAGCGAUGCUGGAAACGAUGCGAUUGAUUGCGACGGCCGUGCAUCCAUCCAGAAUCGGAGGAGAUUGGAAGUUCGAGGCAAGAAAUGAGUUGCUGGCAUAUGCAAAGGAUUAUUUGAACGGGGAAACGCCAGAGUGGCUCACCAGCUCUCUGAGACUUCUAACCGCGAAGGCGACAGCUGCGCUUGUGUAAAUACAGCGAGAAAUGUAAAUCAAAAGAAACAUACAAUUUCAGACAACUGGAACCACCGCUCUCAUCCGCCGACAUCGAAGAUAUUGGGACCGUUCUGAGCAAGCAGAUACUUCCGAUGCAGAGAGAAAAGAGUGGUCUUAAGACAGUAAGUGGUCCGCUUCCCUUCCGUCCGUCCGUGUCUUCCCUCUCCUUCGUUCCUUCACACUUCUUCUUCGUUCUCCCCCUUCUCACCUUGCCUCUAACAGUCCCCGGACUUGGUUCGUCUCUAUUUCCAGCUCGCUUUCGAUAUUUUCGACUACGCUUCCUCGUCAGUUCUCUCCACAUUCAGCAGCAAUUUGUCUGGCUACGCAGGCCCUCCGUUGACCACAAACACUGUGGCAGAAGGACCGAACGGAACGCCGAUCCAUCAGAAACAUCGGGGAGGAGCCAAGGUGCUGCCGGGUGGCUAACAGUGUGUUCUUUUACUAUUUCUCCGACUAAAAGUCUUUCGGUUUUUAUCAAUUUCCUUUUUUGCUACUGACUUGGCUUAUGUUGAAAAUCUUUUUGUGGAAAAGGAACACAUUUUCAGUGGAUUUUUUUUCAUGUUAGGUUGAAGUAAUAACUUCGGUUUUCAGAUGGAAGAUGACGAAUCAGCUACGAUAAUGGAUGCAACGAUGCACCAAUAUGGUCUGGCCCUCGAACAGAUCGUCAGAAUGGCUCCCACAACUCAGACUGUCAUGAUCCUUCUCAAAGUGAGUCCGACCGGAACCACCUUCCAACGCUUUGUUAUUUUAUAGAUACUUCUCCCGUACUACGGAAAACAAGCCGACCACGAGAGGAGCCGUGCUGUCGACAUGACCGUACUCGUUCUUCGUGUUUACUACGAGUGUGCAGAGGACAUAUCUCUCGGCCAUGCUUCCGACUUCGAACCGCUCAGCUCACUUCUCGGUCGUCUGGCCCCUCGUCUCGUCGAUUUGCUCGCCCAUGUUCGUCUCCAGGCGCUCUCUGCUAUUCAUUGGGCUCUCCGGCUCGCGUACAUGCACAAAGGACACGGAAGAGAUGCGGAUCAGAGUCUGUUCUCCUACACAAAAUUUGUGGAAAAAUAUUUGACAAGUGGUGAUGUGAAAUUGGAAGGACAGAAGGAGAAACUGGCAAUAGAGGCUAUCGCUCAGAUAAUAGAAUACCGCCUGCCGCAGUCACAAAUGCAAAUCUAUCUGUCGGCAAUCUUCGAAAUGCUCACAGAUAGGCAGAGCCACGUCAGUUCGGCUGCUGCUCAGCUGCUCACCUACGCCGUUAUGGCCAGAGGAUCCACUUUGAAUGCAGAAGCGGACAUUCUGGUCACGAAAAUGGUCGAGAAACUGGCAGAUAUCCAUCAUUGCGUCCAGACGAACACAGACGUGCUUGCGGCCCUCGUCGCCUUUGCAGUUCACCAACAACAAGCAGUCUGCGACGUACUUUUCAAGCAACCACUACCGUAUUCAAUGUAAGUGCAUUGUCUUCCUUUUCAAAUUGAGAUACUUGGUUUCAGUAACAUCACCGAUGCUUGGGAAUGCCUUUCCCGUGACAAACUUCUCUUCGCUGGAAUCCUUGAUCAUCUGACUGAACUGCUCGGAGCAAGCCUUGAUCAGCCCUACGAGCUCAUUGAUUCUGGAGGCGGCGUUUCCGCGAAAGUGGUCAACGUAGAGCCGUGUGCGUACGUAGCAGUGCUUGCCGAAGUGGUCAAGAACGGAGAGCCGGAAUCUGCUUUGAUGGAACGUCUUCCGCUGAUUCUCACUCUCCUCAUUCACUUCAUCUGCUCUGUGUCGGAUACACAAUUCCCAGUCAUGCAGAAAGAGAGCAAGGACGGCACAAAGACGGCGCUAAUUAUCACCCCGGAUCUUCGCAGAGCUGCAGAGAAACCUGCCGGAAUGGCAGUUUCUGCCAUCAAAAACCUUCUCAAUCGGACCCGUUCGAACAUGGUAAUUGAAGACAUGAAUCAGGCGAGAGCAUGGAGUGACUGCCUUGAUAAAGAGGCAUUCAUUCAUGCCAUCACGGUGUUCGUCCGAUCUCUCGUAGAACAACGUCCGGCUUGGGUAUCUCCAUUGGCAAAAAUAAUGGAAGAGUACGCGAACAGCGAGAGCGAACCGAGAAGACUCGCAGCCGUCAUUGUCGCUGCUUCGUUGAUAAGACGGAGCACAAAUGAAUCUGGGGAUUUCAAUGAGCAACUGCUCGUCAAAUGCAUUCGCCGUCUCGAGGAUUCCCUCACAGAUCCGAGCCUCCGGAUUCGGAAGCUUUGCGUCAAAGGGCUCGGCGAGUUAUCCGAGUGCUCUUCCUCUGACGUCAUCGCCAGAUUCGUUCAUAUGGCUGUGGAAGCAGCAAUGUCCGGUUUGGAUGAUCAUGGAGACAGGAAGGAUACGGUGGCAAUUGAGUCGAUUAUGGCUCUGAACAAGUUGGUCCAGCUGACGAAUGAUGACCAACUCAAGUCGAUACUCCCCCUGGUUCUUCUCAAAAUCCGUCCGUGUUUCGAAAAGGAUUCGUCCACUCUUCGUGCUGCGUCGUUUAGUUUAUUCGGAGAGCUCGGAGCGCGAGUAGGAGAGAACAGCGAAGAAUUCAGAGGACAUCUGCACACGAACAUCGUUUCCCUUCUUCUCCACUUGAACGAUGACUACGAGGAUGUUAGACAGAAAUGCGCGUCGUCGAUUUUCCGGCUGCACGAACUCCUCACUUCUUCGAAUGCUUCAAUCUGCAUAGAGCGGGAACUCGGAGGAGGAAAGCAGCCCGCCAACUACAAUCAAUUCGUCAAAGACUUUUCUGCUAUCUUGGUAGGUUGAACUCAGGUUUUCAUUCUUAUAGUGCUUACUUGCAGGCAAACUCUUUCCCGGAUCGUAUCAAUCAGUACGCUCUGGCGACUUCCAACUAUUUCAAGAGCUCGAGUGCCCGGAUCCGAUGCAAUGCCGCCCAUCUGACGGGAUGCCUUCUCGAUGGGCUCAGUGCCCCCCUUAGAGCCACUAUCAGCAAGGAGCUCGUCUUCACCGGACUCGUCGCCCUUCUCAAAGACUCUGAAGAAGUCAACGUCCGCAUCGCGGCCACUCGAGCCAUCGCCAACCUUCACGAUUUCCAUUAA
Messenger RNA from Caenorhabditis sp. 36 PRJEB53466, 6247 nucleotides. Lineage: Eukaryota; Metazoa; Nematoda; Chromadorea; Rhabditida; Rhabditidae. The record is from the annotation of a GenBank genome assembly.